Messenger RNA from Hemibagrus wyckioides, 8516 nucleotides. RefSeq names its product glutamate receptor, ionotropic, AMPA 3a (gene gria3a). Gene Ontology annotation, biological process: synaptic transmission, glutamatergic; monoatomic ion transport; modulation of chemical synaptic transmission. Gene Ontology annotation, molecular function: AMPA glutamate receptor activity; transmitter-gated monoatomic ion channel activity involved in regulation of postsynaptic membrane potential. The coding region runs from base 3058 to 5283 and encodes 741 amino acids. The record is from RefSeq and is a predicted model, not a curated record. Lineage: Eukaryota; Metazoa; Chordata; Actinopteri; Siluriformes; Bagridae. The transcript has 15 exons. Gene Ontology annotation, cellular component: dendritic spine; plasma membrane; postsynaptic membrane.
ACACUCCUGAACUCUACAGAACUCUUCAGAACUCUACAGAACUCUACAGAACUCUACAGAACACUCCUGAACUCUACAGAACUCUGCAGAACUCUACAGAACACUACUGAACUCUACAGAACUCUCCAGAACACUCCUGAACUCUACCGAACUCUACAGAACACUCCUGAACUCUCCAGAACACUCCUGAACUCUACAGAACUCUACAGAACACUCCUGAACUCUACAGAACACUCCGGAACCCUACAGAACUCUACAGAACACUCCUGAACUCUUCAGAACUCUACAGAACUCUCCAGAACACUCCUGAACUCUACAGAACUCUACAGAACACUCCUGAACUCUACAGAACACUCCUGAACCCUACAGAACUCCACAGAACACUCCUGAACUCUACAGAACACUCCUGAACCCUACAGAACACUCCUGAACUCUUCAGAACUCUUCAGAACACUACUGAACUCUACAAAACUCUACAGAACACUCCUAAAUCCUACUGAACUCUAAAGAACUCUACAGAACACCCCUUAACCCUACAGAACUCUAAAGAACUCUACAGAACACCCCUUAACCCUACAGAACUCUAAAGAACUCUACAGAACACCCCUUAACCCCACAGAACUCUACAGAACACUUCUGAACUCUACAAAACUCUACAGAACACUCCUGAACCCUACAGAACUCUAAAGAACUCUACAGAACACCCCUUAACCCUACAGAACUCUACAGAACUUUACAGAGCACUCCUGAACUCAACUCUACAGAACUCUUCAGAACUCCACAGAACUCUACAGAACUGUACAGAACUUUACAGAACCUUUCUGUUACUUCAUUUAUUUUAGUGAUGCAAACCACAUUCAUCACUCAGCAUUGUGUGUAUGUGUAGGGUGUUGUAGGGCUCUGAUAUCAGAGGGUGGGUUACUGGUAUCAGGGUGUUGGGCUUUUGUAUCAGGGUGUUGGGCUCUGGUAUCAGAGUGUGGGUUACUGGUGUCAGGGUGUUGGGCUCUGGUAUCAGAAUGUGGGUUACUGGUAUCAGGGUGUUGGGCUUUUGUAUCAGUGUGGGUUACUGGUAUCAGGGUGUUGGGCUUUUGUAUCAGGGUGUUGGGCUCUGAUAUCAGAGUGUGGGUUACUGGGAUCAGGGUGUUGGGCUCUGGUAUCAGGGUGUUGGGCUCUGAUAUCAGAGUUUGGGUUACUGGUAUUAGGGUGUUGGGCUUUUGUAUCAGUGUGGGUUACUGGUUUUAGGGUGUUGGGCUCUGGUAUCAGUGUGUGGCUUACUGGUUUUAGGGUGUUGGGCUCUGGUAUCAGAGUGUGGGUUACUGGUUUUAGGGUGUUGGGCUCUGGUAUCAGAGUGUGGGUUACUGGUUUUAGGGUGUUGGGCUCUGGUAUCAGAGUGUGGGUUACAGGUUUUAGGGUGUUGGGCUCUGGUAUCAGUGUGUGGGUUACUGGUUUUAGGGUGUUGGGCUCUGGUAUCAGUGUGUGGGUUACUGGUUUUAGGGUGUUGGGCUCUGGUAUCAGAGUGUGGGUUACUGGUUUUAGGGUGUUGGGCUCUGGUAUCAGAGUGUGGGUUACUGGUUUUAGGGUGUUGGGCUCUGGUAUCAGAGUGUGGGUUACAGGUUUUAGGGUGUUGGGCUCUGGUAUCAGUGUGUGGGUUACUGGUUUUAGGGUGUUGGGCUCUGGUAUCAGUGUGUGGGUUACUGGUUUUAGGGUGUUGGGCUCUGGUAUCAGUGUGUGGGUUACUGGUUUUAGGGUGUUGGGCUCUGGUAUCAGUGUGUGGGUUACUGGUUUUAGGGUGUUGGGCUCUGGUAUCAGUGUGUGGGUUACUGGUUUUAGGGUGUUGGGCUCUGGUAUCAGUGUGUGGGUUACUGGUUUUAGGGUGUUGGGCUCUGGUAUCAGUGUGUGGGUUACUGGUUUUAGGGUGUUGGGCUCUGGUAUCAGUGUGUGGGUUACUGGUGUAAGUUUCUUACAAAACUCUGCAUGCAGGGCUUCCAUUGGGAUUUUGUCCCUUUUGUCAAAGGCCGGAUUUAGGAAUUUGACAAAUUUCCAGACUUCACUACCAUACACUGCAAUAGGUUCUAGAACUGACUGGAAUAUUUUGAGCCAGAUUCUAAUUGGGAUUUGAACUGGAAUAAAUUUUUUAAUGGCAUAGAAAGCCCUUCUUGCUUUCUCCUUCAGUUCAUUCACAGCCAGGUUGAGGUUUCCAUUUGCCCUGAAUUUCAGCCCGAGGUAUGUGUAAUUAGUGACCAAGGGUCAUACAGAGGGUGAAACUGCGUCUCUUUCCCUGACCUCUGGGUCGUUUUUGAAAGUUUAGGACCUUUGUCUUGGUUGGGUUUAUAGUCAGGGCCCAGGUCUGACUGAACCUGUGCAGGAUGUGGAGGUUGUGCUGUAGAGCCUCGUCUGUAGGAGACAGCAGGACCAGAUCAUCUGCAUAGAGGAGGAACUUUAUACUGGAGUGGUGUAGUGUGAGGCCGGGUGCUGGUGAAUAUAUACAUUAAUGAACUGUCAUUUUUCCAGUUCAUUAAUGUAUUUAUUAAAGAGAGUUGGUGGUAGUGGACAGCCCUGCCUCACACCCUGCCCUUGAGUGAGGAAUUCAGUUUACAUUGUUUUUAUGAUAUUGUAGGUUUUGCUGCUUAUUAGGGCGCUGGUGGCUCAGUGGUAGUUUUCUCGCCUAUCAUGUGGAAGGCCCAGGUUAGAUUCCCAGCCAGUGCCUGACCCCAGCCACUAGAUGUAGUGCCGGUCCCAAGCCCGGAUAAAACGGGAGGGUUGUGUCAGGAAGGGUACCGGCGUAAAACCUGUGCCAAGUUGAUGUGCGGACCGGUUGGUCUGCUGUGGCGACCCCUCACACACGUAGGGAGCAGCUGAAAGAUCAACAACAUUUGUUCUCAGUUCUCACGUGGUGUGUAUGCCAUAUUUGGUUUUUAUGAUCAGCGCUCAGUGAACACACUCUUGUCAUUUUCGGGUGCUCUGCACACCUCCUUCAUCACUCCAUCACAGCCUGCUGAGGCCGACGCCCAUUUCCUGCUCCAGCUCAGACCCACCCUUAAAGGGGUGGUGCUUAGCAUGAUCACACAUUACAAAUGGGACAAGUUUGUUUACCUCUACGACACAGAUAGAGGGUUCUCUUUGCUGCAGUCAGUAAUGGAAGCUGCAGUGGUGAAUGACUGGAGGGUGACGGUUCGCUCUGUGGGGAAUGUUGCUGAUGUUCUGGAAUAUCGGAGGAUUAUUGAGGAAAUGGAACGUCGUCAGGAGAAACUCUUCAUCAUCGACUGUGAGGAGGAGCGCAUCAAUGCUGUGCUGGAGCAGGUCGUGGCCUCUGGGAAAAACAGUCGAGGAUAUCACUACAUCCUAGCUAAUUUGGGUUUCUCCAACGCAACUAUAGAGAAGGUUUUCUCCGGCGGUGCGAACAUCACCACCUUUCACAUCAUCGACCCACAGAACCCCAUCGUCCAGCAGUUCCUCCAGCGCUGGGACAAACUGGACGAGAGAGAGUUCCCUCAGGCCCGGGACACACCCCUAAGAUACACCUCUGCACUGACCCAUGAUGCCGUGUUGGUGAUAUCAGAAGCGUUUCGGUAUUUGCGUCGUCAGCGUGUGGACAUUUCUCGGCGUGGCAGCGCUGGAGACUGUUUAGCAAAUCCAGCUGUUCCCUGGAGUCAGGGCAUCGACAUCGAGAGGGCACUGAAGAUGGUCCAGGUUCAGGGAAUGACAGGAAAUGUCCAGUUUGAUUCUUUUGGACGUCGUACGAACUUCACCAUCGAUGUUUAUGAGAUGAAACCUAGUGGAGCGAAAAAGAUUGGUUACUGGAGUGAGUUUGAGAAGUUUGUGUAUGUAUCAGAGCUGCAGGUGACCAACGAAUCAUCUUCAGUGGAAAACCGGACGAUCGUGGUCACCACCAUCAUGGAAGCUCCGUACGUGAUGUAUAAGAGAAAUUACAUGCAGCUGGAGGGAAAUGACCGAUAUGAAGGCUACUGCGUGGACUUAGCGUCCGAAAUCGCCAAACACGUCCGGAUAAAAUACAAGCUGUCCGUCGUAGCUGACGGGAAAUAUGGAGCGCGGGAUCCCGAGACCAAAACCUGGAAUGGGAUGGUGGGAGAGCUGGUGUACGGGAGGGCAGACAUCGCCGUGGCUCCUCUGACCAUCACGCUGGUGCGUGAGGAGGUGAUCGACUUCUCCAAACCCUUCAUGAGCCUGGGGAUCUCCAUCAUGAUAAAGAAGCCUCAGAAGUCGAAGCCGGGUGUGUUCUCGUUCCUGGACCCUCUGGCGUAUGAGAUCUGGAUGUGUAUCGUGUUCGCGUACAUCGGCGUGAGCGUGGUGCUCUUCCUGGUCAGCAGAUUCAGUCCGUAUGAGUGGAACUCCGAGAGCAGUGAGGAGGCCAAGGAUCCGCAGGCUCCGCCCGACCCGCCCAAUGACUUCGGCAUUUUUAACAGUCUGUGGUUCUCUCUCGGAGCCUUCAUGCAGCAAGGAUGCGAUAUCUCACCAAGGUCUCUGUCAGGUCGAAUAGUGGGAGGAGUUUGGUGGUUCUUCACAUUGAUCAUCAUCUCGUCCUACACGGCAAACCUGGCGGCGUUCCUCACUGUGGAGCGGAUGGUGUCUCCCAUCGAGAGUGCUGAAGAUCUGGCCAAGCAGACGGAGAUAGCAUACGGAACGCUCGACUCCGGUUCCACUAAAGAGUUCUUCAGACGCUCUAAGAUCGCGGUGUUUGAGAAGAUGUGGUCCUACAUGAAGUCGGCCGAACCGUCGGUGUUUGUGAAGACGACUCCGGAUGGCGUGGCUCGUGUCAGGAAGUCGAAGGGGAAGUUUGCGUUCCUGCUCGAGUCCACCAUGAAUGAAUACAUCGAACAACGCAAACCGUGCGACACCAUGAAGGUCGGAGGAAACCUCGACUCCAAAGGCUACGGAGUCGCCACGCCCAAGGGCUCGGCAUUAAGAAGUGCUGUGAACCUGGCUGUGUUAAAGCUGAACGAGCAGGGCCUGCUGGACAAGCUGAAAAACAAGUGGUGGUACGACAAGGGGGAGUGUGGCAGCGGGGGAGGGGACUCCAAGGAUAAGACGAGUGCUCUGAGUCUCAGUAACGUAGCCGGUGUGUUCUACAUCCUGGUUGGAGGUCUGGGACUCGCCAUGACAGUGGCGCUGGUGGAGUUCUGCUACAAGUCUCGUCAGGAGACCAAGCGUCUCCGGCUGCUGAAUCCUCUGAGCUUUAAACACACUCCUCCUGCCGGCGCUCAGGGCUUCACCACCUACAGAGAGGGCUACAACGUCUACGGCACCGAGAGCGUCAAGAUAUAGCUCUAGCCACGAGGUCCACAGGUCCACAGGAUAUCCUUCUCUCUGUUUUAAUAGGACACACCCCUGUUGACCCCUCCCACCACUUUAAUCUUCCCUUGGAUCUGCUGUAACCAUGGCAACUGCACUCAGAUAUCUCUCGGUGCCUUACAGGAACUCGGAGCAUUUGACAGAGCUUCCUUCCCAGUCCUCCAAACUUCCUGUCCACCCCAGAGUGCUUCCUCCUGACCUUCAUCUCCACCACAGAGCCCUUUGUUCAGAAGAUUCUCACACUGCAUCACUUCCUCUGCAGAGAGGUUUGAAGACUCCAGAUCACUUCAUCUCCGCUCAGAGCUUCACCUCACUGCAGAACCGUUUAACCUCCAAAACCGAGAGAAGAACUUUAACAGCAUAGAGCAGCGCUUCCUAAAGUAGGGGUCAUGACCUCAUAUAGGGUCAUAGAGAGACACUCACAGUCUCCACUUUUCUUUCAUUUGUUUCAGAUUUUAUUGUUAGAAAUAUUGACAAGUUUGAAGAUUUUGUGUGCUGAUAUUUAACUGAGUCACAUUCAGAGACGUUUAAAUGAACAGAAACUCUUCUGUUUCUCGGGCUUUACCCUGAUUCUUCAUUUCAUGCUCCCAAAUAUCUGUGCACUUUACCUUAUAUGGAGUUUUGUGGGUGUCACUAUAUGUAAAUGAGCUUUGCUCCACACACACACACACACACACACAAAAAAAAUCAAGUGUUGUAGAAAUGUUCCCAGUAAAGUCCAGCAGAAAAUGUCUUUCUCUUUGGCUUUCGCAAACAUUUACACUUUACAAAAAAAAUUGAUGAGUCUUGGUUAAAAAAAAAAAAUUACUGGAGAAAGAUUUGCAUGAAGGUAAAUAAUGAAGAGCUAUUAAAAUGUUGAGGCUUGUGCUGUCAGAAGAUCCAUAACUUUUAUUUGGGGUGAUUUGUCUUUUUUGGACCCGCUGUUCUCCAGCGAUCUCCACCGUCUCCUCUCCAGAGCAGCUGGUUAGAGUUUAUGGAACUUCUCCACACUGCAGUCCAGAGCAGAUCAUCUCCAGCACACAACAUCCAGAGUGCUUCAUGUCAACUCUAGAGCUGUGCUUCACAAUGCCAGAGCUUCAGAGCUUCUCGUUUCUGCUUCAGCAUCAUCUGUUAUCAUCUCUAGAGCAGAUCAGUUCUGAUCCUCAGUGCUUCCAGGUUGGUUUCCGUGCUCGUCAUGUUGGAAGAAACAGAUAAGUUGGAAAAAUGAGGUGAAGGAUAAACUCAUCUUGGUCUGCGUUUCUUUCUCGCUGUACUUUCUCCAUUUAGAAGCCAAUAGUUUGCUGAAAAAAUUAAUUGCAGCUUGUUGAGUUAGGAUUGUUUUAGAUGAAUGAAUUUUAAAAUGAGACCAUGAGUGAAAUUGUUAAAAUAAAUGUAAUGUGUGUAUUGAGAAGUGUGUCUCUAAUUUUAUAAAAAAAAGGGGGAAUUUUAUAAACACAUUAAUUAUUGGAUGAAGUUGCAUGUCAAAGAUCUGAGUUGUGAAAGGUCAAAGGUCAUCCUCUUAGUUUUCUGUAAUCUAGAAACCUAGCAGCUGCACGAAGGUUUAAUUUUAUUACAUUUUGUUAAUAAAGAUUAGAAUGUGAAAGUGUCUUUAACAUUAAAUCAUUUGUGUACAUUUUUUCACACAGACAGACAGACAGACAGACGAACAGACAGACGGACACAGGUUAUGACGUUUACAGUUUAUUUUGUCCUUUUCUGCUAGUUAAACACGCUGCAGUUCUGCGGCGGUCUGACAGGUUCAACACUGCAGUAUGAUAUUUGAUGGGAAUAAAAACACAACAUGACAAUAAUAAAACAGAAUAAAGACCUGUCAGAGUUUUAAUACCUGACAGGAAUGAUAUAAACCAAUGGUCUAUUUAUUUUAAUAUAAACUUUAAUUUAAUUGUGUAUUUCUGCCGCUGACAGCGCUAUAAUAAAUGUGCAGGUGCAGUUCCACAUUCCGACAGUCGGUGGUGCUGUUUCUCCAUUUCAUCACUAUUAAUCAUUAAAGACGCAAGUUUCUGUGCUUUAAAGAUUUUAAUAAUUAUCAGAUAAAUCAGUUUAUUCAAAAACUUCACCUUAAAAUCGUCAGAAUCACUGCUGACAGAAAAACAACAUCCUGUGUGUGUGUGUGUGUGUAUAUGUCUGGGUGUGUAUGUGUGUGUUCAUAGGUCUUUAUGUGUGUGUGUAUGUGUGUGUUCAUAGGUGUUUGUGUGUGUGUGUAUAGGUGUUUAUAUGUGUGUGUGUGUAUGUGUGUGUUCAUAGGUGUUUGUGUGUGUGUGUAUAGGUGUUUAUAUGUGUGUGUGUGUAUGUGUGUGUUCAUAGGUGUUUGUGUGUGUGUGUGUAUUUGUGUUCAUAGGUGUUUGUGUGUGUGUAUGUGUGUUGAUAGGUGUUUAUAUGUGUGUGUAUAUGUGUGUGUUGAUAGGUGUUUAUAUAUAUGUGUGUGUGUGUGUGUAUGUGUGUUGAUAGGUGUUUGUGUGUAUGUGUGUGUUGAUAGGUGUUUAUAUAUAUAUGUGUGUGUGUGUGUGUGUGUGUGUUCAUAGGUGUUUGUGUGUGUGUAUAUGUGUGUGUAUGUGUGUGUUCAUAGGUGUUUAUCUGUGUGUGUGUGUAUGUGAGUGUUGAUAGGUGUUUAUUUGUGUAUGUGUGUGUGUGUGUUCAUAGGUGUUUAUAUGUGCGUGUGUGUGUGUGUGUCUGCACGUGCGAGCAUGUGCGUGUGCAUGUCUGUGUUUGUGCGUGUGUAUAUGUGCGUGUGUUUGGGCGUGCACGUGUGCAUGUGUGCGUAUGGGUGUGUAUGUGUUUGUAUGUGUGUGUGCAUGUGUAUGUGUAUACAUGUGUAUACGUGUUUGUGUGUGUGUGCGUGUUUGUGUGCAUGUCUGUGUGUUCAUGUCUGUGUGUUCGUGUGACAUACACUCCCAGUGAAAAGUUUGGACACACCUUCUAAUUCCAUGGUGUUUCCUGAUGUUUAUUUCUUUCUACAUUGUAAAUCAAUGCUGAAGGCGGCCGAAAUCCACAAUAAUGUCCUUUGAACAGUUGAUAUUGAGAUAUGUCUGCUACUGAUGCUCUGUAAAGCCUUCAUAACGCCUCUAAUCUGAGGUGCUGUUAAUUGGUGAUUUCUGAGGCUGGUGACUCUAAAUGAACUCCUCCUCUGCAGCAGAGGUCAGUUUUGGUCUUGCUUUACUGGGAUGGUCUUCAUGUGAGACAGUUUCAUCAUGGGGCUUGAUGGGUUU